GGAAGGCGAGGUAGAGAAGAGGGAAAUAGAGAAGGAAAAAGGAAAGUGGGAAGGAGAAAAGGGAGAGAGAGUGAGAAGGUGGAAAAAUAAUUUCAAGUUCUUGAUAGUCUGAAGAAGGCGGCUGCGCUGCGCCGAAGAGAGGAGCGAAUCGGAGCCAGAGGAUGGGUCGCCAAGCCGUUGCUAAGCUCAUAGGAUCGGCCAUUAAUCGCAAAACUUCUUCAUCUUCAUCACCGUCUGCGUUUUCGCGGGCGGCGUCGCAGAUUCGGCAUUACGCGGCGGCCCCGCCACCUCCGCCGGCGGUGUUCGUAGACAAGAACACUCGCGUCCUAUGUCAAGGGAUCACUGGUAAAAACGGUACCUUCCACACAGAGCAGGCCAUCGAGUAUGGCACCAAAAUGGUAGGUGGUGUAACGCCAAAGAAGGGUGGAACGGAACACUUGGGACUUCCUGUAUUUAACUCAGUUGCCGACGCCAAGGCUGAAACAAAGGCCAAUGCAUCAGUUAUUUACGUUCCCCCACCAUUUGCUGCAGCAGCUAUCUUGGAGGCGAUGGAAGCUGAGUUAGACCUUGUUGUUUGUAUAACGGAAGGGAUCCCACAGCAUGAUAUGGUGCGAGUUAAGGCUGCUUUAAACAAGCAAUCUAAAACUAGAUUGAUUGGCCCCAACUGCCCUGGUAUUAUCAAGCCCGGCGAAUGUAAAAUUGGAAUUAUGCCUGGAUACAUCCAUAAACCCGGGCGCAUUGGCAUUGUGUCACGAUCUGGUACCUUAACCUAUGAAGCGGUUUUCCAAACAACUGCUGUUGGCCUCGGACAAUCCACAUGUGUAGGUAUUGGAGGGGAUCCCUUUAAUGGGACAAACUUUGUUGAUUGCAUCGAGAAGUUCCUUGCUGAUCCUCAGACAGAAGGUAUUGUACUAAUUGGAGAAAUCGGUGGGACUGCUGAAGAGGAUGCCGCUGCUUUGAUAAAGGAAAGUGGGACUGAGAAGCCUAUUGUGGCCUUCAUUGCUGGGCUAACUGCUCCUCCAGGCCGUCGCAUGGGUCAUGCUGGUGCCAUUGUAUCAGGUGGAAAAGGUACAGCCCAAGACAAAAUUAAGACACUACGAGAAGCUGGAGUGACAGUGGUGGAGUCACCUGCGAAAAUUGGGGUUACAAUGCUUGAUGUUUUCAAACAGAGAGGCCUUGUUAGUUAGUCUGCAAAUCAGAACCUCAGAUUUCGAAGUUCCAUACUUCCAUUUUGCACAAAAUUUCGAGUUCCUGCUUCCACCAGAAAUGGUGUAAAAUUUCAAAUAAGGUACUCAACUUUGGUUGUCAAGAUUCAGAGCCUCUCACUGCUGAGAUUCAUUUUAAAACUCACGUAGAGACACUUUAUGUUUGAUUCAAUUUUCCGUAUUAUAUCAAGUUAUUAUAUUUUGCCAAUGUGGUAUGCCUCCAUUUUGGAUAUUUUAAAGAUAAUUGUUCAAAUUGUAUUAUCGGAAUUAGAUCGAAUUCGAGAGGUAAUAUUGUUUGCCUCCCAUCUUUGUUAUGUAGUGUGAAAAUCAAAUGAAUCUUCCUUCUUCA
Molecule: messenger RNA, 1554 nt
Organism: Momordica charantia (bitter melon)
Lineage: Eukaryota; Viridiplantae; Streptophyta; Magnoliopsida; Cucurbitales; Cucurbitaceae
Product: succinate--CoA ligase [ADP-forming] subunit alpha, mitochondrial
Biological process (GO): tricarboxylic acid cycle
Cellular component (GO): succinate-CoA ligase complex (ADP-forming); mitochondrion
Molecular function (GO): succinate-CoA ligase (ADP-forming) activity; succinate-CoA ligase (GDP-forming) activity
Source: RefSeq, a predicted model, not a curated record